AUGUCGAAGUCAAAUUUGAGUAGUACCAGUACAUCUUCGGAUACUGAGUAUUCAGCUGAGAAACUUACAGAGGUAGACACCAGUAUCAGGCUACCAAAGACAUGGAUCAGAGAGAUAUUUCUGGUUAUUAUCCUGAUUUCGUCGCAGUUAGUAACACUUAUAGGAGCUGUGCAGGGUGUUCCCAUAGCGGCUUACCUGAGAGAAAGAUACAGAAUCGAGCCUGCUAAGGGUGGUCUUGUUGGUUGGGCAAAUGCGAGUUACAUGCUUGGUUCUGCUGUUAUGGUCUUGAUUGCUGGUAAAUUAGGAGAUUUGAACGGGCAUAAACGGAUGGUAGUUUUCGGUUGGAUUUGGCUAACAAUAUGGUCUUUGAUAACAGGCUUUAGUUACUAUGAUAGAGGUAAUCAGGCUUUCUAUUACACCGCUAGAGCCUUGCAAGGUAUUGGCUCAGGAUUUAUAGUGCCUAACUCUUUAGCCAUCAUGGGUAGAACAUACUUCGAGCCAGGUUUAAAGAAAACUAUUAUAUUCUCCAUUUUUGGUAUGAUGACGUCUACAGGAUUUGUUAUUGGUACAACAUUUUCAAGUCUUUUUGCCCAAUUAACUAAAUGGGCUUGGAACUACUGGGCGUUGGCUUGUGUUUGUGUGCUGUAUACCGUAGGAGCCAUAUUAUUCAUUCCCCCAGAUAAUAUUGUUCACAAACCAAAUUCAAAACCACUCUACAAGAGAUUCGAUUAUCUGGGAGCUAUUACAGGUGUAUCAGGUUUGGUUUUGUUUGACGUUGCAUUUACACAAGCAUCUGCACUUGGGUGGUCACCACCACAUACUUAUAUUACUCUUAUUAUCGGAGUAAUCUUAAUACUUAUUGCAAUGUUUGUCGAUUGGAGGGUCGAUGAUCCGCUGGUACCGCUCCAGCAUUUGAGAGCCGAUGUUGUUGUAAUUCUAAUCUGUGUCUAUUUUGGAUUUUUAAGUUUCGUUAUAUGGGCAAAUUGGUUUUGGCAGUUCUAUGAACUUGUACAUAAUGAUAGUCCAUUGAGAAUUGCAGCAAAAUUGGUUCCUUUGGCAAUAGGAAGUAUACCUGCAGCAAUAUUUACAGUAACGUGUCUGCAGCUUAAUAUUAAAGCACCCACUAUGAUGGUCAUAUCAAUGGUUUGCUUUCUUGUGCCCAAUAUUUUGAUGGCCACAGUGACUCCAAAUACAACAUAUUGGGCACAGCCUUUUGUUUCCUCAAUAAUAGCUCCGUUUGCAGUAGAUAUUACAGUGCCUACAGCUACUUUGCUAUUCUCUGACUCUGUAAGAAAAGAAUCACAAGGUAUAGCUGCAUCACUGAUUAUCACUGUUAUUUCAUAUGCCAUUUCUAUUGGUCCAAGUUAUACAGCCAUGGUUAUGUGGUAUGUGGCCCCACUGGGUAACGAUUCUACUCCGGGAGGAUUUACGCAUAGUUUACAUUCUAAUUUUAUAUGUGGUAUUGUUCUGAGUGGCAUAGGUCUAGUAACUGCAGUAAUAGCUGGUCUAAUCGACUACAAAAUUACUAGAACGCACUGUGGGGAUAUUCCACCACCGUUAUCUAAGAUUGGAAGAAAGAGUAAAAAAUGA
Nakaseomyces glabratus is the source of this 1590-nucleotide messenger RNA. RefSeq lists its product as uncharacterized. The record is from RefSeq and is a predicted model, not a curated record. NCBI's taxonomy places the organism in Eukaryota, Fungi, Ascomycota, Saccharomycetes, Saccharomycetales, Saccharomycetaceae. Gene Ontology annotation, biological process: transmembrane transport. Gene Ontology annotation, molecular function: transmembrane transporter activity. Gene Ontology annotation, cellular component: membrane.